GGCUGCGAAAGAACGUUUAUCACAGUGAGCGCAUUAUUCUCCCAUAAUCGAGCCCACUUCAGAGAGCAAGAGCAGUUCUUCUGUUCGUUCCCUGGCUGUAACAAGCAGUAUGAUAAAGCCUGCCGACUGAAAAUCCACAUGAGGAGUCACACAGGUGAAAGGCCUUUUAUCUGUGAUUUUGAAGGUUGUGGCUGGUCUUUCACCAGUAUGUCCAAGCUGCUGAGACAUAAAAGGAAACAUGAAGAUGACAGGAGAUUUUUGUGCCCGGUAGAAGGCUGUGGGAAAUCCUUCACAAGAGCAGAACACUUGAAAGGUCACAGUAUAACUCACCUUGGUACGAAACCCUUUGAGUGUCCAGUAGAAGGCUGUUGUGCAAAAUUUUCAGCACGAAGUAGUCUGUAUAUUCACUCCAAAAAACAUCUCCAGGAUGUGGACUCAUUAAAGACUCGUUGCCCUGUAUCGAGCUGUAAUAAAUUGUUCACUUCCAAACACAGCAUGAAGACACACAUGGUCAAACAGCAUAACUUCAGCCCAGAUCUCCUAACUCAGCUCGAAGCAACCAGCUCCCUCACACCCAGCAGUGAACUCACUAGUCCAGGACAGAGCGAUCUCAGCAACAUAGACCUCGUAUCCCUGUUCUCCAAUGUGUCUAGUAACAGUUCUGGAAUUGCAACAGACAUGGCACUAGUGAACUCUGGAAUUGUCACGAUUGAUGUUGCUUCAGUGGGCUCAACGCUUGGAGGAAACCUGCCUGUCAGUAACAGUUCUUUAAGCCAGGCAGUCGAUCCCUUGAUACUGGUGGCUAGCAGCGAUAUGCCGCAGAGCCUGGACAGUUCUCUCUUGCUGGGAACCAGUGCAACAGUUCUACAGCAAAGCACUUUAAAUUUGGAUGAUGUGCAGACUGUCAAUGCAGAAGCCUUGGGUUCACUAGCAUCUCUGUCCGUGAGGAAUUCCAGUCAAGAUGUGCAUGGCUUGACAUCCAGCAAUAAUUUAACCAUCGACACAGCCACUUUGACUCCUUCCAGUAGCCUUGGCAGUACCAAUGUGCCUGAGUUACUAACACCAACUAAAGUUGAACGGAAUUUGCUUCCUAGCUCGGAUGUUGUUGGUCAACAAGAGGGCAGCAAAGUAGUGACGCAGUUUGUCUUCUCCAACCCUCCAGGGAGUUACAGUGCACAGAAAGAAAUGGAUCUCGGCACAGUCACUGGCAGCUCGUUUUUG
Messenger RNA from Leptosomus discolor (cuckoo roller), 1221 nucleotides. The record is from RefSeq and is a predicted model, not a curated record. NCBI's taxonomy places the organism in Eukaryota, Metazoa, Chordata, Aves, Leptosomiformes, Leptosomidae.